AGAACCUAGUUUUACUAUUGGAUAUACAGGAUCGAAGGAACAAAGGCGAUAGCCCUACGCAGUACUAUGUACAGAAUCCUCAGACGAAAAAAAGACUUGACAUGGGGGUUUUAGGAGUGGUUCUCGGACGUAAAUUCACAUUGCCCAAACACUUAAAUCCUCCGCAUUGGUCGCCGAAAGAGUUCAACCUUACGAAGGAUGCCGAAGAGAAUCCUCGCCGAAACCGUUAUCACAGCCCCUGAAGAACUAGCGGCCGAAUCCAUGGCAGUUCAUACGUGGGCAAGGUUGAACCCUCCCCCAUGAAACAAGUGUGGCCUACGGUAUGUAUAUGUAGUUAAGAUUUUCUGACCGUGCCGUUUGGAUUUUACGCAGUUUGGCCGUCGGGUUUUACGGAUAUACGGUCGUGAGGGAGAGCUUGCUGUGAAGCAGGCUGUAUUGAUUCUAUUGCUAGAAAGACAUCCCUUCAUCUCUCCAAUCUUGGUGAGGAUAGGGAGCAACAUUCCUGCUGGUGCUUGUCACAAUAUGUGUUGUUAUGCAGCGACAGGGAUAUUGCGGGGGCCAUCUGAUGAAGUCUUUUUGGCACUAAAGGCCUUCUCGGAUACAUAUAUGGCAAGAUUUUUAUCCUGGGCAGCGGAGGUCUGUCCCAAUGCGGAGUACUAGAAUGAUUAGCCUUCAAUGCCGCUAGCCGCUAGACGUACAAAAGUUAUACGGAAUUUAGUAUACAAAACCUUUGCGUUCGCGUUCUCCUGCGUAUAUUUUCCUCUCUUCUUUAUAUUUUCUUUUGAUCUUUUUUCCCUCCCUUCAAAACUGGAUCAAUAUUAUCUAGCCAGGACCAAGCAAAGAGUUGAUCGUGCUUACAUGAAGUGAUGGACCGUGAAACACGGCAAGAGGGAGAGGUCAUUGGCUCAACGCCAACGGUUCCGUCAACCGCAAGUAUUCCGCUGCCACGGAUAUCAAACGACGGUAUAAAUGACGCACGGCCACAUGUACCAAACAAUGGAGUCGAGAUAAAACAUGUUCCCCCAGGAGACAGUUUGGAAGGGGCUCAACCCAACGGUGAUAUCGAGAAAGACGCACAGGUCGGAGAGGCUGCAUGCUCGCCGGAUACCACCACUGAGAAGGACCUGAAUCUGGUUCAGUGGGACGGGCCGUCCGACCCAGGAAAUCCUUUGAACUGGAGUCUCGCCCGGAGAUGGUAUAUCACCAUGAUCAUCUCCUUUGUUGCAUUAUUUGUCAUGUUCUCGAGCAGCGUUUUCACACCAGCCACUCAGGUAACUGCAGCGCUGUAUCACGUUUCAGAGGUGGUCAUGACACUAGCGACGAGUUUAGUUCUACUCGGGUUCGCAUUUGGGCCAUUGAUAUGGGCUCCAUUAUCCGAAUUGUACGGCCGAAUGAUCCCUCUAUGGGUCGGUUUCAGCGGUUUCGUCAUCCUCCAAAUACCUGUAGCAACAGCUCACAAUGUUGAGACGAUUUUGAUUUUCCGAUUCCUGAUCGGAAUUUUCGGCUCCGCCACGACCGCUACUAUUGCGGGCAUCAUUUUUGAUAUCUGGGAUCCUGUUAGACGCGGAGUUGCAGUAGCGAUAUUUGCUGUGGCAACAUUCGCUGGGCCUGUUGCGGGUCCUAUUUUAGGGUCGUUCAUCGUCGAUUCGGAUCUCGGAUGGCGCUGGACCGCAUGGCUGACCUGUAUUCUCUCUGGACUCUGUGCUAUUCUUGGAAUCGCCACAAGUCGAGAGACUUAUGGCCCUGUCAUCUUGCAGCGUCGUGCUGCCCAGCUCCGGCAAAGUACAAGGAACUGGGCGCUCCACUCCGAGUUGGAUGAACACAGGCCAACAUUGGGCGAUAUCUUCACCAAGUACUUCUCCCGCCCGCCGCAGAUGUUGAUUAUGGAGCCCAUCCUUCUAUUCAUGACGAUCUAUAUCGCCAUCACUUACGGCAUGCUCUAUCUCUUUUUCUUCGCAUAUCCCGUCUCCUUUCGCCGGGACCGCGGCUGGGAAAACGCAGGUGUCGCCACUUUACCCUUGCUGGGUCUAUCCCUUGGUAUCAUAGCUGGUCUGGCUGUCAUCGCCUAUGGCACGAAAACCCACUUCACCCGUAAGAUGAAGGAACAUGGCAGUGUUCCCCCUGAAGAGCGGCUCCCCGAAGUAAUCGUUGGCGCUAUCUGCCUACCCAUCGGCCUUUUUUGGUUCUCAUGGACGUCCAGUCCAGAUAUAUCCUGGGUAGCGCAAACUCUUGCUGGAAUCCCCAUUGGUAUGGGCAUCAUUAUCAUUUUCCUGCAGGGAGUCAACUAUCUUAUUGAUGUGUACACGAUUCUUUCGAAUUCUGCCGUCGCGGCGAAUUCGUUCGUGCGAUGCAUUUCCGCCGCCGCUUUCCCCCUCUUUGCUGUGCGUAUGUAUGAAAAGCUUGGGGUUAACUGGGCUGGGAGCCUGCUGGGCUUUUUGUCUCUGGCAAUGGUUCCGGUGCCGAUUCUACUUUAUGUUUAUGGGGCGAGAAUUAGGAGUAUGAGUCGCUUUCAAGUUAGGAAGUAGAGUAGAUAUAGCGAGAUUGGUAGUUACCAGAAUCAUGUGCGAUACUUUGCAAAAUUUCGCUCUCAAUUUCCUGGGAAGUGUUUUCAGAUACUAAGUGAGGUGUAAAAUUGAGACUUCGUAGGAUAAGAAAGAUAUCCUU
Messenger RNA from Blastomyces gilchristii SLH14081, 2664 nucleotides. Its product is annotated as MFS multidrug transporter. Bases 867 to 2525 code for a protein of 552 amino acids. The record is from RefSeq and is a predicted model, not a curated record. The transcript is spliced from 2 exons. Lineage: Eukaryota; Fungi; Ascomycota; Eurotiomycetes; Onygenales; Ajellomycetaceae. Gene Ontology annotation, biological process: transmembrane transport. Gene Ontology annotation, molecular function: transmembrane transporter activity.